AUGAAGAAAGAUAUUCAUAAAAUUCCGAACAACCGUUUAAAAAGACUUAGACUUAAGCUUUUAAUCUACGAAAUAGAGUUGCAAUACUUACCAGGUCGUUAUAUGUACAUUGCUGACCUUUUAAGCAGAAAUUUUAUUAAAAGGAGUAAUAUUGGUGAGGAAAGUCUAACUGAUGUCAUUCAUACAGUGGGUGAUUUUGAGUUAGCAUAUAAAAAUUCAAAAGAACAGGAGUUUAUACAGAAAACCCAAGAUGAUGAGGUACUUGGAAAGGUACUUGUUUAUUGUAAAUCUGGGUGGCCUAGGACAAUUAGUGAAGAUGGUGAACUCAAACAUUAUUCAAAGUUAAAAAAUGAAAUUAUAAGUAGCGAGGGAUUAUUAUAUUAUCAAUCUAGGCUUUUAAUUCCAAAAACAUUAAGAAAAUACAUAAUACAUAAAUUGCAUGAAACCCACCUAGGGAUCACAAAAACUAAGGCCAGAGCUAGACAAUUAUUCUAUUUCCCUGGUAUAUAUACACAAAUUGAAAACUAUAUACUUUCUUGUGCUGUGUGUUUAAAAUUUAUUAGGUCGAAAAUUAAAAAACCAAUGCUAUUUCACACAAUUCCAUAUAUUCCGUUUUAUAAAAUCGCAAUUGAUAUAGCAGAGUUUGGGGGAAAGAGCUAUUUAGUCAUUGUUGACUAUUAUUCAAGAUGGAUCGAAAUAUUAAAUUUAUUUAAUAAAACAAGUGACGCAGUUAUAGAAGUCCUUAAGCAAUUGUUUGGUAGAUUAGGUAUUCCUAGACAACUAGUUGCUGACAAUAUGCCAUUUGGUAGUUUUAAGUUCAGGGAAUUCUCAAACAAAUGGAAUUUCCAAAUUAUAACAUCAAGCCCACAUUAUGCUCAGAGCAAUGGUCUAGCUGAACGAGGGGUUGGUAUCGCUAAAGACAUGUUAAAAAAAAGUCACCAUACGGGUAUGGAUAUUGAUUUUUAUCUAUUGGCAUACAGAAAUACUCCUAUCUCGGGGUUACAAUAUAGUCCGGCUCAACUACUACAAAGCAGAGAAUUGAGGAGCACGAUGCUAGUUGAUAAAA
Messenger RNA from Myzus persicae (green peach aphid), 1066 nucleotides. RefSeq lists its product as uncharacterized. The record is from RefSeq and is a predicted model, not a curated record. Lineage: Eukaryota; Metazoa; Arthropoda; Insecta; Hemiptera; Aphididae. Gene Ontology annotation, molecular function: nucleic acid binding. Gene Ontology annotation, biological process: DNA integration. The annotation marks the transcript as partial. The transcript has a single exon.